Messenger RNA from Angiostrongylus costaricensis, 474 nucleotides. NCBI's taxonomy places the organism in Eukaryota, Metazoa, Nematoda, Chromadorea, Rhabditida, Metastrongylidae. The record is from the annotation of a GenBank genome assembly.
AUGGCGGAGGAUUCUCUUGUAAUGGGAAGAAACGGCAUGGAGAAUACAACGGAAUCUACUGGAUGGCAGGAAAAGGGCAGGGAAGAAAAAAAUAAGAAUAAAAAAGCCAAGAAGGAGGAAAACGAAGCACCAUCCAAACUUCAACAGCAAUCUGUUGAAGGAAAAAAGGAAACAAAGAAUAAAGGAAAAAACGAAACUCAGCCGCAAGUCCCCCAAGUCGCACAAUGCGCGAAAGGAGGGGCACAAGUGGUUGCACAAUGGCUUCAACGUGCUUUGGACAUGGGAGUGGAUGCACUGCGAGCGGAAUACCGCAGCCUAGCGAAAUACACACUUCCGGAGAUGACUGUCGACGCUUGCAAAGCAAACCAGGAGGCCGGUAGGAAUAGGUGGGAUGUAAAUCCUCCAUGUGAACAAGACAUGCUACCAUCUACGCGUAAACAUAAAUCACAACUAAGCGCAAGUCUAAAUACGUAG